AUGUCCAAUGACAAUCGAAAGUCUGGUUACGGGUUGAAGUCUGGGGUCAGGCGGAAGUUCAGCGUCGGGUGGAAAUCCGGCGAGGGGCGGAAGUUCAGCCUUUCCACCGUCUACCACGUGUCAACUAACCGGAGCCAACCUCUAGCUCAGCUCCACCAGGCACGUGACCCGGUCCAGACCAUGUUUCGUACGAGUCAUCCAGUCACAUCCCAACCAAACCAGUCCACCGCUCCGGCCCCAUCACCUAGUCGGUCUGCUCGCCGGCCGGACCCGGUGAUCGUUCUCCUCAUGCUAUCGGCCACGCUGACCGUAAUGCUGCUCUUCGGCCGUCUCUGUGCCGUGUUAUGCAAUUGCGCGUGGUUCUACCUCUUAUCUUGCAUUCCGCCGGCCCCAAUGCCGCCGUCGCCGGCGAAAGAGCUUUCCGGGGUGGAGGAACUGGAUUUGGAUUCACCGGCGUAUAAGAAGAAGGUGGUGCUUAUGGGCUUGCUUGAAAGAAACAGGUACGGUUUUUCAGGAGUGCCAAUGACUCCAAUGGCUUCCCCGACGACGGCCAGACUGAACAGGUAGCCCUGGUGAACCACACCAAUUGUUUA
Messenger RNA from Dendrobium catenatum, 593 nucleotides. RefSeq lists its product as uncharacterized. The record is from RefSeq and is a predicted model, not a curated record. The transcript has 2 exons. Lineage: Eukaryota; Viridiplantae; Streptophyta; Magnoliopsida; Asparagales; Orchidaceae. Bases 1 to 567 code for a protein of 188 amino acids.